Molecule: messenger RNA, 1244 nt
Organism: Monopterus albus (swamp eel)
Lineage: Eukaryota; Metazoa; Chordata; Actinopteri; Synbranchiformes; Synbranchidae
Gene: brms1
Product: BRMS1 transcriptional repressor and anoikis regulator
Exons: 10
Coding region: 154-975 (273 amino acids)
Source: RefSeq, a predicted model, not a curated record
ACACUAGGACUCGGCGCUGAUUGGCUGGGCUUACGGGUUGUAGAGUCCGGCAAAGUGUCGAACUGAAGACUGAACAGACGAGGAAGUACUUUUUCAAAUGGAAAUAUAUUAAAGCAUAGUUUUAAUUUCUGUUGCCUAACAGAGGGAGAAGCGAUGCCCACCCAACCCCCUGUGAGGGAGCCCGAGGAGGAGAUGGAGGCAGAAGGAGAGUCACAGCUCCCUGAAGCCAAUGGAGAGAUGGAGGAGCCGAGAGAGCAUGAAGGAAGGGGAGGUGGAAGAGCAGAGGAGACCUUGGAGGAGAGCAUGGAGGAAAGGGACAGUGAUUUAGAAGAGAGUGAAGAGGAAGAAGAAGAGGAGGAAGAAGAGGAGAGUUCAGAGAUGGAUGAUGAAGACUGUGAGCGGAGGAGAGGAGAGUGUCUAGAUGAGAUGCUGGAUCUGGAAAAACAAUUUCAGGAGCUGAAAGAGAAGCUGUUUCGGGAGCGGUUGAACCAAGUGAAAGUGAAGUUGGAUGAAGUGUUGACAGGGAAGGCCGGAGAAUACAGGGAACCACUGGCUGCACUACAAGACAACAUGCAGAUACGAACACAAGUGGCUGGAGUGUACAGAGAGCUGUGUCUGCAGGUGAUCAAACACAAGUAUGAGUGUGAAAGACAAGGAGCAAGGCAGCACCUGGAGAGUGAGCAGACACUGCUGUUUGACGCCAUGAAGACAGAGCUGCUUGAAAAGAUAAGGACACUGGAGGAAGACAGACAGAAUAUAGAUCUGACCUCAGAGUGGAGCGAUGAGAUGAAGAGCAAGAAGUGUAAAAAGAAAAACCUCCUGGGUCAGUCGGAGAGAAAAAAGAAAGUUGCUCUUGUUUCAGGACCUUUUAUCGUCUACAUGUUGAGAGACAUUGACAUCCUUGAAGACUGGACUGCUAUCAAGAAGGCGAAAGCAGUACUGUCGCCUCUCAAAAAGAAAGGUGAAAAGCGGUGAAAAUAGGAGGAGCAGACCAAGCGGCAGAAAAACAAGCUUAACACGCACACACACACACAUUCCCAGCUACUUCCACUAACAGUUGUGGUUUUGUCCCAGCUGAAGCCCAGCAGACUGUUGUGUUGUUUUCUCGGCACCUUUGACCCCAGCGACAACCACCCUUUCUUGUUUGUUAUCUAUUGCUAUUUAAAUAAAUUCUUAAUGAUAUGACAACCAUGUAUUUAUAGAAUGAUUUAUAAUGGUGAUUAAAAUUUUAAUCUUUUGUGACA